UACCCGCCAGUAAUGCCACAUCGGUGGCGCUCACAGCUCAUGGAAGAUAGGAGACUGUCCGAGUGAUUCGAUCGCUCGAAAAUUUUCAUAAAUAAAAAUUUGCAUCGCAAGUGCGAGAAAGGAGAAAGGAGAAUCGUCGAGCCGUGCGAGGAUCCGUAAAACAGCCGUUACCACUGAGAAAAUCCAUCUUUUCGACGCCUCAUUCGACUCGAGUCUCGGGCUGAACUUGAGCGAAGGCAGCGUGUAAAGCAGCAACGGUGAAAAAGUGCGCGCGCACGUGAGCGACGCGUUUCGAAGCUACCCAUCCGUUGGUAAAUCUCCAAAAAUCGAUCCCGACCCUGCGCACGACGUUUCGUCACGUGUCAGACGUUUAACUCCGAUUUCAUCGUGUGUGUACAUAGGAAAAAUUCGACAAUUUUCACUCCAACAUUGAAAUAACGUACUGAAAACAUUUCUCUCGCGAUAACGAUAAUAAUGGAAGAAAUGCCGAGCACCGUGAAUCAAGAAAUUUAACGUAGGCGAGAGAUGGCAACGAUAAAGCAACUUGAAGAGAAGCAGGACACAUGGAUUCUAUCGUAUUUUAGUCAUGAAUAUUUAUCCCGCAAUGAUGUAUCGUAAUGAUGAUUGGAUGAAGAUCCCAGGAAAUUUGAUGGGACCAACGACGAAAAGCGACUCUAUUUUCGUGUGGAAAUGUGAUUUACAACGUCUAGCUGCCUAGAAACGGUCCAGCUGAAUUGGAAUUUGCUCUGUGAUAGCCAGUUUUACCCAACCAAAGAAUUGCUUUAAGGAUCUACGAAGAACCGCAAACUUUAAAGUUUUACCAAAGAAAAGCAAUACGAAGUACCUUAUCGACAGUAGUAAUACUGUAAUUGCUAUCGUUAAUUUAUGAAACAAGCAAUACGUCGAAAGGAACGAAUCUUGUUGCAUCGAAAAUAUUCUUCGAGAAUUUUGAUACUCUCGAAAAAAUCAACUAUUUCGACGAAACAUUGAGAUAUAUCAAGUGAAAUCGUCACGACCGAUCUCCAAAUGAAAUUUCGCAAAUCCUCCUUAUCCAGCCCGAAGAUGGAAUUACUUUCGAGACGUUCCUCGAACGAUAGGAUAUCGACCUUGAAGAGGUCGAGAUCCUUUCGGGCAUCCGUGAAACUGAUGUCGAAGAUACGCAAUCACGCCAACUUGCGAUUGACCACCGGCUUCGACCUGUCGUCUAUCUCGAAAGAUCCCAAGAAGGAACGCAACCUCUAUGUCAUUGAAGAACCUCGGGACUCUGAAAGAUCCUUGAACCUACGGAAGAAGGAUGCGAGUUCCCGCACCGUCGACAAAUCCGGUGAAAACGAGACAUUCUCGAAUCCUCGAAAAAUGUCAGUGUCGUCAAACGAUAUCGAUUCGCGAGAAAUCACCAAGGAUCUGAAGAGCAAAUUAUCCUUGACCGACAAAAUCAUGCGUAAAGGCCGCAAGGACACGGAAAAACCUUCCGCGAAAAACGAGAGCGUAAAAUCACCAAAGGUUAUUCGCAUUUUUCGCAAGAAACGCAGCGUAGAAAAUUCUCAGGACGAUACUCGAGAAAAAAACUGUAGCGUGUCCUGUGAGGAUAUACAUCAAUCGAGUAAAAAUGUAUUUUAUGAGAAUCCAACGUUCGUAUUAGAUACUUCCUUGGACUCCUCCGUUUCGAGCUUUCUUUAUGAAGAGGAAGAAAAGGAGGAAGAGCAACGGCAAGAUAAAAGCGAACGUCCCGUGUCCUGCGAACGUGACAUCUUGACCGUCGUCGUGGAUUCUCAUAAAGCCGCAAUUAACGAGCCAUUCGAUCACAAAAUUAAUUAUGAGCGAGAUGGAUACGACGAUGAAAAGUCUCUUGAAGAGUCACAGAAUGCAUUUCGAUCCAGAUGCGAGACCGAUCCUUUGAGAUGUUUCUGCGAAGGAAGAAACAAGGAUUCCCAAGCGAAUGCAAUAAACGGGACCCGAAGGAUUACUGAAUCCUUCGGCGGAUUUGAUCGUUCGAGGAUUAAAUUUUACAGUAAGGUACACGAGACAACGAGGAAAAAUGCGUCAAACUAUCUACAAGAUCAAAAAUUCUUUGACAAUGUCAAGACCUGUCCUUCGAAAUCUUGCAAAAUCAGGACGGUCGAUAACUUUACCAACUUUUGGGUGAGCAGACGUGGCAAUAGUUUUCGAAGCAAAAUGACGACUGAUAAAAGGGAUGUGAAAGAAACGAAGGAUUACGAGCGGAUCGGUCAGGAGCGAGUUCUCGUGUCGACAUCAUCGGGAUCAAAGUUACAUUCGUUGCAAGGGAUGGAGUUCCUGGAGGGUUUCGGCAAGAAGAAACAACAGCCCCAACAUUUAAAUAAUCUGUCGUCGAUACAUAUAAAUCCUCUCUCGGCACAAUCCCUCAACAUACACUUGCAUGCUCUAUUUGCGGCUGUGGAACAUGGCCAUUUGGAUAAGGCGAGGACUAUUUUGGAGUCUACCGAUGUAGAUGUAAAUAGCGUUAAUAGCGACGGCUUGUCACCACUGGAUGUUGCUGUACUUAGCAACAACAGGCCGCUGGCAAAAAUGCUGGUUGCGUUCGGUGCGCAGGAAGGAAAUCAAUUUAAGUCUCCGGAGUCCUUGGGAAGUCAUUUGGCGUCAUUACUCUCGGAAGCGGAACACAGAGUUCAAGAACUCGGCGGCGGUACUUCCGGCAGCAGUGCGACUUUAUUGGAGCCACCGAGCAUCCACAGGGCUAGUUUUUCCGCGCAACAUAAUAAUCUCACGGGAUGCAGCGGCAGUACGGAAGACAAGCAGCUUGCCCUAUGGGAAAGAAGAGCCAGGGCCCUCAGAAAAAUGUUAUUGGGUUUCGACCAAGCGCGACCCCCCGACAUGCCGUUUCUGGUUGCGAUCGAUGUUACCGGAACGACUUCGGUAACAAUCAGGUUUCAGGAACCAGACUCGCACGAUUCUCCGAUUUGCACCAAGUUUAAGGUUCAGUGGAGUUUGCACGAUGACUUUUCUGUUAUUUGCGACGAGAGGGAAGUCUUGGACAUGAAGCAGAGAGAAUGUCGUAUCGAGGAUCUAACUCAGGGUCAAAAAUAUUAUUUUCGCGCUGCUGCUGGAAAUUUGAAGGGCUACAGCAGAUUUAGGAAUUCGACACCUGCGCAUGUUACACCUAGCAGUUGGAGGGACAUAGAUGGCAGAGUGCCGAGGUUCGCGGGACGAUUAGAACAAUUAAAUACGCUCUUCACCGAUAUAAGACGACCAGAGUACACGCAAGAGACACCGGCGGUACAGAGGCGAAAUCACAAAAAGAAGACGACGAUAAAACAACUCUUCACAGCGACGAGUAAAUUCCAAAAGAAUCUCAGGCGAGGAGUAUUUCUCGCGUGUCUGCUCUACCACGAAGACAAAGUCCUCGUUACCAACGAGGACUUCUUACCCGUAAUCGAAAUCGACGAGACGUAUCCCAGUUGUAUUUAUAACGAUUUUCAUUGGCUAAUGAAAGUCGCCUGCACCUGGGACGACGUUAAAUCCCUCCGACAAGACAUGGAAAAGAGUCACAGCAGUUCGACGAAUCACUUUAGAAUAAAGUUGCUUCAAGCUGCUGCUCAGAUGCAGGCUGCGCUGUGCAUACAAGAUCUUGGGCAAUUAUAUCACAAACCUGUCAGAGACAUUCAAGGCACUUUGGUAUUUUCGACGGUGAAUUACAUAAAAUCAGCAAAACUGAUUUCCGUAUUAAACAGCCGAUGGUUACCGCUCAGCAAAGUCAUAAAGAAAGUCAUAACGCACGAGGAUAGUAACGUUGCCGAUAUCUUGAUGGCCAGUAUACAAGAACAAAUAACAUAUCAUCAAGUCAGCAGUAUCAAAUUGUCCAAAGGAUUAUACCUCGGUUAUCUAAAGAUGCAGAGCAGCGUGGAUCUCAUACAGGUCGUCGUCCCGACGAAAUCUCCGAAUGUGUUGCCGCACUGCAAGAUUCGCGAUAAUCCACACGUAUCCGCGGACGAGUGGGACUACCUGAAAAGAGUAACGCGCAUCUGCAUGUCCGAUUCUUCCGUGAAGGAGUCCGAAGAGAAGGAGAACGUGACGAACGAGGCUCAAGGCACGGAGCAGCAAAAGUUGUUCGUCGAUCUGGUCGCCGCGACGGCACGACGACUGUUCAAUUAUAUGGAGAUCAGUCCGGAGGAUUCCUUGGUACAUCGACUUUACGACGCCGAGGUGAUCGAGCUGACGUACGACGUAUCGUUUCUCAUCACCGUGCCACCCGCCGAAACCGCUUGUUGCGUGCCAGGGACGCGGGAGAUCCUAUUACAACGCGGUGAUCUCCUGUCGUUGCCCAUUCAGGUCUUUGAGAUGGUGCACCUGAACACGUAUCAAAAAGACGUGAUCAAUCGUUACUCGAGGCUCAGCUGCAUCUUGGAACUGGACACGGCACAGGCCCAGCAUAAUCACAGAGAGGCCUUCAGCUCGUUAGAGUUGAGCGUUGCGAAGGAUAAACUGGCGAGAUUGCAAGACCUCCAGUCGCAAAUGAACACGGUAUGGAAGGGUGCCAGGUGGCUAAUCGACGUUAUAACUUUCGCGAGAGAUCGCGGCUCCUCUCAACAAAACAUUGCGUCGCAAACCGUUGGCAUAUCCAUGAAGCAUCUGCUCAGUUUAGACAGAAACAAGAACAACGCCAGCAACAAUAAUAGUCUAAAGCGAAGUUUGUUACAAUUACCACCUAGAGAUCCUAAGCUCGUUAAAUCGAGCCCCGGCCGAGGUAGCUGGCCGGGACCGAAUCUAUCCAAUUCCGCUUCGAAUCUUCUCACAACGGAAUUCAGCAAGAGCGAACAACAGCUGCCCAGCGGACAAUACGUACGCAAGGGUAGCAACACCUCGAAUGCCUCGACGACGUCGGAACCGCAGAAAUCAUUGUGCGUGCCGAUGAGCAGCAACAGCAAUCUAAGCAAUCUGACCGCGAGCAGCACCAAUCAUCUGAUGCCGCUGCAAAAUACGCGGCUGCCGCCCUCCAAGUCCGAGGACACUCUAAUCCUCACCAAGUACAAACAUAGCCCGCGAAAUCGCUCCGCCACGAUAACUACUUCGGCAUCAGCCAGCACUAGUCCGCUAAUGAGCAUUAAGCCCAUCCUUUACGGCGGCUCGCUAUUGAGUGUCUCCACGGCGAUGACAAACACCACGAGUCUGCUUAGCGUAUCUGUGAGCAACACCAAUUCCGACAGUCUACAUUCGUUGAGCAGCGAGGACAACUCUACGACGAACUCGAGCGUCUGCUUGAAAGCCGGUCAUUCGGUCAAAGUUAAAACGUCCAAACCGACUGCGAGCGUCGCGGCGAUGGCCACCGUUCCACAGGAUAAUUUAGACGAGGAGAAGGAGGAGGCGACAAUGAUGCCGGCACCUCUGCCAGGCAUUCUUCAAGUUUACGCGGCCUACGAGACUGGCUUAGCAGCUGGCACCAGUUUGAAAUUACACGUAACACCAAGGACUACAGCACGCGAAGUUGUGGAACUUGUUGUUAAACAGUUAAACAUGGCGGUGGUUCUAAAAGGUCAAAAUGGGCCUACCUAUACGAUCGAUGAGCUACCAAAUUUCUGCUUAGUUGCCGUAAUCGGUGCGCGGGAACGUUGCUUAAGGGACGAUUUUAAGCCGCUUCAAUUGCAAAAUCCAUGGAAAAAGGGACGACUAUAUGUCAGACAGAAACAAGACGUUCUUGCUGCUCUUGAGCACAGUAGUAAGCAUACCGCGUACUUAUAGCACAAAUAAAGCGCUAGUUUUGAAUGGGAAGAAAGAGAGAGAAAAAGUUAAUGAUUUAUUGUCUACUAUUGUGUUAAUUAAAUUUCGAUACAUGCAUGCAUAAACGCGUGUGUAACUUCUUAAUAACGAUUAUGAACAGAAUAUUUCACGUAAAACGACUUGGGUCGUACAUCUUCAACGGCACUACCAAUAAGGAAAAAUAUUUCAGUGAAUAAGUGGGAAUAAUUAUUUAAAAGAAAAUAAUAUUUUUUUAAAUUACAUAACGCCCCACACAUAAGCCAAAAAUAUUUUUUCUCUAAAUUUUUUUUCAACUUAUGAUACAUUCUAAUGCAUGUAACUGAGUCACAUUAUGUGAAAGAAUCAAUUUAUUUUAUUCGCGCAAUAAAGAAUGCUUGGCCUCUUAAAUAAAUAAUUUUAGACACUAGACAAUAGAUUUAACAAGCUUUUUAAAAAUUACUUU
Molecule: messenger RNA, 6175 nt
Organism: Camponotus floridanus (Florida carpenter ant)
Lineage: Eukaryota; Metazoa; Arthropoda; Insecta; Hymenoptera; Formicidae
Gene: wake
Exons: 12
Coding region: 1027-5715 (1562 amino acids)
Biological process (GO): establishment of mitotic spindle orientation; regulation of establishment of bipolar cell polarity; signal transduction
Cellular component (GO): spindle
Molecular function (GO): protein binding
Source: RefSeq, a predicted model, not a curated record